Messenger RNA from Xyrichtys novacula (pearly razorfish), 4504 nucleotides. Lineage: Eukaryota; Metazoa; Chordata; Actinopteri; Labriformes; Labridae. The record is from the annotation of a GenBank genome assembly.
AUGGCUUUUGCUAACCCGUGUCUCCAGAAGGAGUGGGAGGAAUGGAGGGAAGCGAUGGAGGAAAUGAGGAGGCAAAGAUGGAGGGAGAUGGUGCAACGUUGGUCUGAAGUGAGGCUGAGUGAUGAUGAGGAAGAAAACGAGGACAAAGAGGAAGACAACAUAUAUUGGGAUGAGGAUGACGAAGAUCAGAGUGAAGCAGAGGAAUCCGACACAGAUUGGAAGGAAGAGGAUGCGAGCGUAGAUGAAGUGGAAGAUGAGGAGAUGAGGGACGAGGAAGGAGGGAAUGGGAUGAGUCCGGAAGUCAAGAAGAUGAGAAAGGAAGAAGGACAAGAGCAGGUGGUAGGCAGUAGAGUGAACUUGGAGGGAGAAGAGGAAGAGGUCGUGGAGAACAAGAAGAUGGAGAUGGCUGAGGCCGGAGAAGAAGGGGAAGCGGAUAUGUCGGAAAAAGAAGUCCGCGAGAUCAAGACAGAGGAUGAGGAGGACAGUGACAUGGAAGAAGGUAUGUAUGUGGAGAAGGACUUGGAAGAAGGUGAGGAAAGGGAUGAAAAUGAGUUUGAAGUGGAUGAGAGGGUGAUCAGAGCAGAUGAAGUGGAAAAAUUAGAAGACAGGGAAGGUGACGAGUUAGAGAAGGAGGUUGAAGAGAGUAAUAUGGAGGAUUAUGAGGACGGUGACAUGGAAGGUGAUAGUCUGGAGGAAGAGUUUGAAGAAGAAGACAGAGAGGAAAAGAGGGAGGUUAUGGAGGUUAAGAAACUAGAGGAUACAGCUGAGAGGGAGCUUAAAGUAAAUGGUGUUGAUGAGGAGGAAGGAGAAACAGGAGGGGUGGGGAAAGAUGAGACGGAGGCAGAGAAAGAAGUGGGCAUCGAGAAUGGGGAGGUUGACGAAGAGGAGGAAAAUGGGCUGACGGAAACAGAGGCAGAGCAGGAAAGGGAGGGUGAGGGGGAGGUGGAGGAAGUAAGGGAACAAGAGAAAAGGGCAGAAGAAGGUGGAAAUGAGUUAGAGGUUAUAAUGAAUGGGGAGGUCAGUGGGGAGGAAGACUGGCAGUUCAGAGGAGAAGCACAAGUGGAGGACGUGGAGGAGGAUGAAGAGGAGUAUCAAGAACAGGAGCAAGUAGAGCAAUUUCAUCUGCUACACCAAUUCCAAGACCAGUGCGGAAGAAUUGAUGAUCCGGAUCUACAGCGAAAUCAAGAGGCUACAAUGCAAGAAAGCAGGAGAGUCAAUGAAGGGCCUAACUUGUCAGGGUCUGGUUAUGAGAAAUCUGAAUUAUUGGAAUCUGAUGAGGAAUGUUACACGUAUAAAACAUUAAGUUAUGAGGGGAGAAAUGUUUCCAAAAGCUAUGAAGAACCAGAGGAACUUCAGGUUCCUGGUGGCACUGAAGUACCAUGGACUUCCAAGGACAGAAGGGAAGUAAAAGACACAACUGGAAAAUUGGGAAACAAAGGACUUGAAGUUUCUGAAUCAACUCAAGAUGAAGGGUUUCAAGAUGUUCCUGCAGAGCAAGAGGACGUAGACGAGUCAACAGAGGAUGAGGAUGCAGAAGACUCAACAGAGGAAGAGCCAGAUGAUUAUGAAAAAGACAUGGUGAAGAUUUACCACACAGGGGAUUAUCUUGUGGAUGUUUUCCGCACCUUGACUGAGUUCAGGUACUCUUACCUGCUCACCGACCUCACUUUGUGCACAGGAGAUGGGACAAGUUUCCACGUUCACUCUCUUGUUAUGGCUGCAGUCAGCUCCCUUAUCAGAGACAGUCUGAGCCGGAGAAACAUGGAAACAGCAGAUACAAGUGUUGGACUCUCCAAGUGGUCCCUAUCUCUUGGUCCAGAAGUUGAUCACGUUGGAUUAGAAGCAAUUGUGGAGUUUGCUUAUACUGGACACAUAUCAUUUCUGAGAGCGGAUAACUUGCAUCAGAUAAAGGCUGCGGCUCAAUCACUGGGAACUCAGAGAGUGCUGGAUCUGUGCAAAGUAGAAGAGGAAAGAUCCACAAAGACUGAAGAGGAGAAGAAAGAGAAAAGGGAUAAAGGCGCAGAACAACUCUUGACUAGUCUCAAGUCCAUCAAACAGUUGUGGAUGGACAGAAUAGGUUGCGAUGUAAUCCUGGAAGCAGUUGGAGGAUCGCUUCACGGUGAGUAAGGCGCCAGUGAUUUGCACAAGCACAAUUUCACCCACUUAUGAGGACUUGAUACUUGAUACCAUGGUUGCAAAACUAUGAAGGUGCCAACCUGCUCUCCAAGAUCUAUUUUUGGUCAUUUAGGGACACUUAGACCAAUUGCUUUGCAACUUUUAGCUCUGCAUGUUUACCAAAGGACAAUUUGCUAGUUCUUAAGAGUCUAGCCCCCAUUUUUCUUAUUCUUGCAUGAAUGUCUCUAUCCUGAGUUUCAUAUUGUCCUGUACAUGUCAGUUGUCAUUAAGAUGACUGUCAAACAUGCUUACUAACCACUCUCCCUUCAGUCCACAGAGUAAUCCUGGCUGUGGGGAGUGACUACUUCCGCAGUAUGUUCACCUUGGGUAUGAAGGAGUCAUACCAGCCCCGUGUGGCCCUUCCCUUCCUGUUGGCCUCAGAGCUUGAGGUUCUGAUUGGCUGCUCCUACAGCGGGGCUUUACCUCUCAGCUGGAAGUCUAUCUUUGAGAUCACCAGCACUGCUCUCCAGCUCCAGUAUCAACCCGCCCUCUCUUUGUGUCUGCACUUUCUCCAUCAUGAAAUUAAUCCUCACUCUUGUCUGGAUGUGGUGUCUUUUGCUAAGGCCUAUGAGAUGGAGCAGCUUCUUGAGGUUGCAGAUGAUUACGUCUUGAGGCAAUUCCAGAGAGUGGCGUGUACCUCAAAGUUCAAGGACCUGCCAGCAAACCAGCUCCUUAGAUACCUGACCAGCCACUCACUCUGUGUACCAUCAGAGCUUGUUGUAUUCAAAGCAGUUGUGGCAUGGAUCGAGGCAAAGCCCAAGAAAAGGCUGAAGCUUGCUAAAGAACUCAUGAAAACCAUCCACUUUCCCUUGAUGACCUUUAAGGAAUUCAGAGAGGUUCAAUCUCUGAAAAUGUGGUCCGAUUACAGCCUGGCAGAGCUCUUUGAAGCUGUUGUUGAAGAGUUUUGGUCAAAUGAUGUUGCACCGCAGACUCAGUGGCGCAUCUAUCUACCAAAAGAGAGUCUGGUCUUGAUUGGGGGUGAUCAGACCUCUGAGGACUUGUGCAGCCGCAGCAUCAGUAGAGAGCUCUGGUUUGGGAAUUCUCUCAGGAACCAUACUGGGAUAAGAAAGGCUAUGGAGUGGCGAAAGCUGGGAGAACUGCCAGAGCCAGCAAGGUUCAGACAUGAGGUAACUGUGUUCAAUGGACAGCUGUACGUGUUUGGGGGCAAGAGUUAUUACGGCAUCGGUGACACUCUGAACACUGUGUGCAGGUGAGUAACGGCAACCCCAACUCGGAACAGCCGUUUUCCGCACAGAAUGUGUGAAUGUCUCAUUGUACCUAUGUCUAUGUAAGGUAUGACCCCCUUCAGAACACCUGGGAGAGCCUUGCUGACAUGCAGAAAAGGAGAUCUGCGUUUUCUGUGGUGGUGCUGGAUGGAAAGAUACUAGCCAUUGGAGGGCAUUGUGACCAUGACUAUCAAGAGAGUGUGGAGCAGUACUGCCCCUCUGCAAAUUCAUGGAGGUAUGUGGCAAGUGAUGGAUAUUCUGAUUUGUUAACUCACUAAAACUUACAUAACUUCACACAAAAGUAGCUGCCAAUAUCCUGACUACUUAACAAUUUAGAAAUCUGGUAUUGCUGAUAAUUUCCAGCAAUUAAGUGCAUAAAUUUGUAGACUGUGGCCUUGUUCAAGAAAAAUAAAAUCAGUGGAUUAAGAUAACUUUUACAGUGCAGAAAAAUAAAAACAUGUUAAGGGUAUCAAGGAAAAGACAUAGCACCCAAAGCAUUGGUAAUCCAUUGAAUCUAGGGAACAUGUUCGAAUUGUUCGAAUCAAAUUGGUCGAAUGAAUCAAAUUUCUUUGUCUUUCAGGUUCACCUGUCCCCUGGAUCUACCUCUGAGUGGACAUGUAGCAAAAGUUUUACACGGCCAAAUCUAUGUCUCAGGUGGUCUAAACAUCGACUACCAAUGUGUUUCAUCCAUGUUCCUGUACCACCCAGACACAGGAAGCACGUACUUGGCAAACAUGGCUCGCCCUCGGGCGUACCACUGCAUGGAGACAUUGGGUGAUUAUAUUUAUGUCGCAGGUGGACUCACAACAGACAAAAACAUGAUUAUCAAUGACGACUUAACCUGUGAGGUGUACAACCCAGCGGCUGACACCUGGACUGCUUUCGCAUCUCUGCCGGUCCCACAUGUAGGGGCAGGAAGUUCAGUUUUGGAGGGUAAGUUUUAUGUUCUGGGUGGAUACAGCCAGGUGGACUGUAGUGACACCAAACUGGUCCAUCGUUAUGAUCCCAGUACACAAAGAUGGGAGAAUAUGGGGAAGAUGCCCGGACCGAACAAUGACAUACGAGCUGCUCUGUUGUGUUUGCCACAACAUUUCAGACUGUAG